AUGAUUGCCGAUGCAACGAGAAAGCUUAUUGUCAAGAAAAUCCACGAAGCCAAAUACUUUUCAGUUAUUCUUGAUUGUACUCCUGAUGUUUCUCGCAGGGAACAAAUGUCUAUUAUCAUCCGAUGCGUAGAUGUUUCAACAGCAAGAAUCGAAGAGUAUUAUCUUGGGUUUUUGCGAGUGGAAGAUAAAACAGGAGAAGGUUUAUUUUUUGAACUUGAAGAUGCAUUAAUCAAUCUUGGGUUAAACAUUGAUGAUAUAAGAGGACAAGGGUAUGACAAUGAAGCAAACAUGAAAGGAAAACAUAAAGCUUCAACCAACCGGUGGGAUGUAUUUAAAGAGGAGAUUGGAAAGAAGGGAUGGACACUUAAACCGUUGUCAGAUACACGGUGGGAAAGCCGUGUCUCAAGUGUCAAAGCAAUAAGAUACCAAGCUCCAAAAAUUCGAAAUGCUUUAGAGAGAUUGCGAGAUUCAUCCCCUAUGUCUCAAGAAGUCAGUAUUGCCGACAGCUUAGUAAGUUUUGACUUGCAUAAUUUUGAAUUUUAUCUUAGCUUGACUAUCUGGUAUAGACUUAUGUUUGUUGUUAAUACUGUGAGUAAGUCAUUGCAAUCUAAAGAUAUGGACAUCGGUGUUGCUAUACAACAAAUGAAAGGUCUUAUUGAGUUUUUUAAAUACUUUAGAGUAAAUGGGUUUCAAAAGGCAAUGGAUGAAGCUAAGGAGAUUGCAAGAGCGAUGGGAACUGAACCUACAUUUCGUGAAGUUCGUAACACCCGUACUACCGAACCAACAUCAGGUGAGGAGUUUUUUAGAAAAAAUUACUUCUUAUAUAUAGUAGAUAGUGCUAUGUCUUCAUUCCGAACCAGAUUUGAACAAUUUCAAAUGUACGAAGAAAUAUUUGGGUUUUUGUAUGACUUGAACAAGUUGAAAUAUAUGAGUGAGGAUGAAUUAAUGAGUGCAUGUGUUGCACUUGAAGCUUAUUUGAAGCAUGGUAGAUCUAGUGAUAUUGAUGGCAGGGAAUUAUGUAUGGAACUAAUCGUCAUGCGAAUUGUACUACCUAGUUCGUGUAGUAAGCCAAUAGAUGUCUUAAAUUUUUUAUUAAGAAUGGGUGAUUGUUACCCUAAUGCAUGGAUUGCUUAUAGGAUAUUGCUUACGAUUCCAGUCACAGUCGCCUCCGCGGAAAGAAGUUUUUCUAAGCUAAAGUUGAUUUUCUCGUAUCUUCGAUCAACUAUGUCGCAGGAAAGACUAGUAGGAUUAUCUAUGUUAUCAAUUGAAAAUGACAUGGCUAUGCAAGUUGAUUUUAAAAUUGUACUUUCUGAUUUCGCAUCCAGGAAUGUAAGAAGGGUCAUUUUCGAAUAG
Molecule: messenger RNA, 1353 nt
Organism: Papaver somniferum (opium poppy)
Lineage: Eukaryota; Viridiplantae; Streptophyta; Magnoliopsida; Ranunculales; Papaveraceae
Product: zinc finger MYM-type protein 1-like
Exons: 2
Coding region: 1-1353 (450 amino acids)
Molecular function (GO): protein dimerization activity
Source: RefSeq, a predicted model, not a curated record